AAAAUUAGAAGCACGUUCGGUAAUUGGCGGGGAGAAAAAAAAGACACUCCCGCCACGAAAAUUUCUGUGGCUCUGUGCUUCGAGUGAGAGUCUCAUGAACAGUGAUAACAUUGAACUUCUUCCACAAUUUCUAGUUUCCACCACCACAUCUACGUAUUGAAGAAUUCAACAAGUUCACGAACCACCCCAUGGCAACUCUGCGACCUUCUUUCCGUCCAUUAAUCCCACCCUCAAAUUCUCACACUUUCCCAGCCACUCCCUUUAAUUGUUCCCCCAAAUUGAUUGCCUCAAAGGGUGCCAGUGUCACUCUAAGGCACUCUAUCAUUUCUCCUAGGGUUUCCAAUUCCCAAUAUAGUCCUCAAAUCGCGGAAAACCUUAUUGACGUUAGCAUUUUAACCGCUGCCGGAGAGCCAGUGAGAUUCAGCGAUCUCUGGGAUCAGAAUGAGGGAGUUGCCGUGGUGGCCUUAUUGAGGCACUUUGGAUGCCCUUGCUGCUGGGAAUUGGCUUCAGCCUUGAAAGAAUCCAAAGCAAGGUUUGAUUCAGCUGGUGUCAAACUAAUUGCUGUGGGUAUUGGUACUCCCAAUAAAGCCCGUAUUCUUGCUGAACGAUUACCAUUUCCAAUGGAUUUCCUUUAUGCUGAUCCUGACCGCAAGGCAUAUAAUGUUUUGAACCUAUACUAUGGUUUUGGCCGAACUUUCUUCAACCCAGCCAGUGCAAAGGUGUUUUCAAGAUUUGAUGCUCUGCAGAAAGCUGUCAAGAACUACACAAUUGAAGCCACUCCAGAUGAUAGAAGCGGCGUGUUGCAGCAGGGAGGGAUGUUUGUGUUCAGAGGAAAGCAGCUACUGUAUGCAAGGAAAGACGAAGGAACAGGUGACCAUGCCCCGUUAGAUGAUGUUUUUGAUAUCUGCUGCAAAGUUCCCGUUUCCUAAUACUGUACUCUAUUAAAUUUUAAAUUUGCACAGCAUUAGGACUGUUCAAUUUUAGAAGAUGUGUUAGUGGAUUAAAUUUCAGUGAAUCAUAUCGGUGACAACAUAUUUUAAGUCGUGGGUAUGAUUAAAAAUCAUAUACAAAUAUGGUGUAAUUUAUAAAUAUGUUGUGAAUAUAGUUCACACUGUGAAUUCAAUUCUAUAGUAACAACUUCAUUUUAGAAAAGGUGAUUGUAAUAUAUGUUAGCUGUUCAUGUUUUA
This is a messenger RNA of Cajanus cajan (pigeon pea), 1187 nucleotides long. RefSeq names its product thioredoxin-like protein AAED1, chloroplastic. The record is from RefSeq and is a predicted model, not a curated record. Gene Ontology annotation, cellular component: chloroplast. Lineage: Eukaryota; Viridiplantae; Streptophyta; Magnoliopsida; Fabales; Fabaceae.